AUGCCGUACGAAGGGAACACAAUUGAGCCACCAACUCGUAACUAUAGCCGAUGGCGUGUGGGUUCUUUGGUUCUGGGGGGAAGCCAGACACAUAUCAACGGCCACGAGGCCCAGGCAGCCUGUCAUUGGUGGAGGCACCAGGGAACAUGGCACUUUGAGCUGCAGAAUCCGAGAGACAAAGAUAGGCAGACAAAAAGAGAGAGAGAGAGAGAGAGUUCAGCGGUGGAGAUCGCCAGCCAGCGAUGGGGCUGGGCAUCCAGCGGAAAAGAGGCUGGUGCUCGCUCAGCUCUGGUGGUGGCCCUGCAUGGCGGAGCCUUGGCGCAAUCCGUCACCGCUGGCCGCUGCGAUGCUGCAGUUGCGCUGGGCCAUGACCAGUCGAUGUCCCCAAUGGCGCGGCGAACUCGGCCUGCAUAUCGCGGACCGUGGGGGCCUGCUGCAAUUGACCGGCGACGGGGUCUCAGAAUGUGA
Coccidioides immitis RS is the source of this 468-nucleotide messenger RNA. RefSeq lists its product as uncharacterized. The record is from RefSeq and is a predicted model, not a curated record. Lineage: Eukaryota; Fungi; Ascomycota; Eurotiomycetes; Onygenales; Onygenaceae. The transcript has 2 exons. The coding region runs from base 1 to 468 and encodes 155 amino acids.